Molecule: messenger RNA, 892 nt
Organism: Eurytemora carolleeae
Lineage: Eukaryota; Metazoa; Arthropoda; Copepoda; Calanoida; Temoridae
Exons: 4
Coding region: 155-892 (245 amino acids)
Source: RefSeq, a predicted model, not a curated record
AAUCAAAUCAAUUAUUCAGUUUUCUUGGAACAAACUUCUUCUCUCUUCAUUCUAUUCUUCUCUGAUGCUCUAGCACUUAAAUAUUACUCUUAGACGAGCAAAAUAGUAUAAAAGAUGGAGAACUGAUUGAUAAUUUAGUUACUGUUCAUAUACCAUGCAGGAGAGUCAAGCAGAAUAUCUCUUCCUUCGCAAAUAUGCUCAAAGAUCCCCGCUGAUAAAACUAGCAAACAAGAAGAAUAUAAGGAAUCGGUCAAGCUCCUAUUCAGCCCCUGUAUCUGAAGGUCGCAGCAAGAGUGUCCAUUCCACGCAUUAUAGUUUCCCCCAAAGCCUGGUUGCCUAUAGGCAGUGCUUUAGUUCAGAUGAAGAUGAGGACUUUAAACCUCCAAGAAGUUUAAAGAAAGAAUCGUUUUUCCUCAAUGACAGAAAAAGUCUUGAUAAAAGUCUGAUUCACAGGGAUGUAAAAAGCCGGAGACCAUCUGGCAUAGAGUCGGAUAUGAGUUCAGCUGGUUCAACCGGAAGCAACAGCUCUGAAUGUCCUGAGUCUGAGACAGAUCAUGUGACUGAGGUGACAAUGAGAACUAUGGAAAAACUUGAAGAACUGUCCCUGGAGUUUAAUCAAGUCAACAGUGAACUGAGUAAAAUAGUUGCAGAGGAGCAUAAACUCUUGGAAGAUGCUGAUGACCAAAAAGAAAGGUUUGCUUGCAAUGUUCAACGCCUGGAAAAACUGAAUAAGGAGGCACAAUCAAACAUCAAACGUUCUUUUUAUGCCUACAAGGACUACCAGCGGGCUGUGGAAGAAAUUAACCAUGUCAUGGACAUGGAGGAAUCAAAGAUACUCUGUAAAUCCAUAGAGCUUGGGUUUGAGUUUAAGUGUUUAGAGGUUGAUCUAUAG